GAUAUGUAUCACAGAGUCUGCCAAGAAAAUGUUCACUUUCUCCACUCCAUGUAGCGCAUAAAACAAUCAUGGCAACCUUCACCUUUAUUCAGCAUUAGACUUACGCAACAAUCAACAGCAGCUAGGAUGAACCAGUCACACAGCAUUGGUCAAGGCAACUGUUCAAUCAGUGACUUCAAACGGAAUGUCUAUCCAGCCGUCUACCUGUGUAUCUUCUUCUUGGGAUUAUUUGCCAGUCUUGUCUCGUUAUGUUAUUUCAUUGGUGUGAGAAGGACAAGAAAAGCCUUCAGUUCAGUCCACAUCUUCAUGGUGAACCUUCUCAUUUCUGACCUGAUGCUGGUGUGCUCCCUGCCACUCCGAGCUGCCUACUACCUCAUGGAUUCCCACUGGGUUUUCGGGGACGUCACUUGUCGCAUCAUUGGUUUUGUGUUCUAUGUCAACAUGUAUGGCAGCAUUUACUUCUUAAUGGUCCUUAGUAUAGUUCGCUUUGUGGCCAUUAUUAAGCCCUAUAGCUAUGUGUAUUUACAAAGGAACCAAGUAGCUUGCCUGGUGUGUGGCUUCAUUUGGCUGUUGGUGUUAGUAGUAUGUAUCCCUCUUUUGGAUGCAGGCACGUCUGAGGAUUCAUCUGGCCAGAUCAAAUGCCUUGAGCUGGACGUGUCUCAAUUGACUUCCAUCAUCACCUUGAACAAAGCUGCGCUAUUCUUAGGCUUCAUCUUACCCUUUGUAGUCAUUUCAGUCUGUUAUCUAAUUGCAGCUAGGAAAUUGCUACAGCUUAGGAACGUUCCAGGGAGAAGAAAACCCCAUUACAACAAGUCCUGCGCACUGGUGAUCAUUGUUCUCAUCAUUUUCCUAGUGUGCUAUAUGCCAUAUCAUGUUGUGCGCACUGUCUUUCUGGAAGCUGAAAGACAGGUUAAAAAUAAUGGCUAUGAAACAUGUCAGUACAUUGAAUUGUUAAGGAAAGCAGCUGUGGUUACACAUUGCCUGGCUGCUGGAAACAGCUGUUUGGAUCCUCUUCUAUACUUCUUUGUGGGUGAAAACUUCUGGAGCUUUUGGCGUAAGGAAAAAAGGAGGAAGCUGAGCAAAAGAUUCAAUCACAAGAAAAACCGAUCAAAAAGUACUACAAGGACAGAGUUAGAAGAGGUCCAUGCUCAAAAUGGCAUGUGAAGUGUGACUGAAAGGCACCUGGACGUUUUGCCCUGUGACCUUUGCCCUGUGUUCCAGUUAUUUCAUUUCAACAGCAUGUUUAAGGAUAUUUUUUUAUAAAUUUGCUUAGAACCAUUGCUGCUGUAGAGUUCUACAUAGAUCCUUUAGAGGUUUCCCAGAGGGAGAAACCAAAGAAAUGUUUUGGGGUGUUGGAUGGACAGAAAACUGGAGAUUUUUAAACAAACACGAUGUACACAAUACAUAAAUAAUAAAAAAAAAGUAAUUGAAAUAAUUUGUAUAUCAUAGUUGGCAUAAUUGUGUUGAAUUUCAGAUAAAUCUAUAUGAAAAACACAGCUAAACUAACUCCAAGCCCUGCAUCAUAAAUUCUGUAAUAUUACAUUGUUUAAUAUGUUAAAAUAUUAAGAGGCAGUGACUAUACCAUUCAUGUAUGUACCAUUCAUAUUCUCAUAAGCAGUACAGUAGUAAAAGUAGUAAGAAACAAUAUUUCUGAAUCACUGCUCACUGUGUACAUGGGUUUUGUUGUUAACUAAACAUAAUGUAAAGCCUGAAUGUGUAUUCCUUAAAUGUUUGCAAAAAUUA
This is a messenger RNA of Pangasianodon hypophthalmus (striped catfish), 1743 nucleotides long. It is a transcript of the gene cysltr2b, whose product is annotated as cysteinyl leukotriene receptor 2b. Gene Ontology annotation, molecular function: G protein-coupled receptor activity. NCBI's taxonomy places the organism in Eukaryota, Metazoa, Chordata, Actinopteri, Siluriformes, Pangasiidae. Gene Ontology annotation, cellular component: plasma membrane. The transcript is spliced from 2 exons. The record is from RefSeq and is a predicted model, not a curated record. Gene Ontology annotation, biological process: G protein-coupled receptor signaling pathway. The coding region runs from base 127 to 1164 and encodes 345 amino acids.